Molecule: messenger RNA, 998 nt
Organism: Cylicocyclus nassatus
Lineage: Eukaryota; Metazoa; Nematoda; Chromadorea; Rhabditida; Strongylidae
Source: the annotation of a GenBank genome assembly
UUUCAGCCGAAACAUCGCUUCGAUCUCUUCAAUCUCGUUGCAUAUCUGUAGUAAAUGCAUGCGAUGUGGACAAGAGCAUGACCAUUCCAUACCAGCUGAUGAUCACUCAGUUGGAUGGCGAUGCAAACGCUGCCAACUCGCUCAGAGUAUAAGACUUCGGCCCCAACUCGUCCACGAAAAUUCUUCGAUUACUGCACUACUUGAAGCAAGAGGUUGUCGGCCACUUGAUUGCAUCCUGCAGCAGUCGCAGCUUAGAUUUACUUGUUUGGCUUGUAACAAAGAAGAUGAUGUGCAGAAGCUGAAUUUUGGCUCAACACACAAAUCAUGGUGUCGUGAAUGUCACACGCUCUGUGAAUUCACUAUCACUGCAGUGCGAUUCCGAGGAGAUUUAGCGAAGAUUGCCGCUGAGGACCAAGUGACAGCGAGCAAAAUCCCAAAAGCGAAGAAAGAGGUGAAAGUGGUAAGCGCAAUUGUUGAGGGACAACCGUUGCCAGAACUUGGCACGUGUAAGCAUUACAGGAAGAGCUACAGAUGGUUCAGGUUCCCAUGUUGUGGGAGGGCGUUCCCUUGUGAUAUUUGCCAUGAAGAAUUUGUGGGAGGCGAGCAUGAGAUGAAAGUGGCGAAUCGCAUGAUUUGUGGGCACUGUAGCAAGGAACAGAUCUUUACUGUUGGGAAACCAUGCAUAAACUGCAAUGCGUCAGUAACGCGCAAUCGGUCUCAGUUCUGGGAAGGUGGUAAAGGUUGUCGUGAUCCUACCUUGAUGAGCAGGCACGAUGGUCACAAGUUUAUAAACAAACAGAAAACGACUUCAAAUAAGAAGCUUCGUACAACACAGAAGAAAUGAACAUUGGUUUCUUGCACUUUUGUUUUACUUUCAUCUGAUAUCUUGUGAUAUACCUGAUUAUUUGUGAUAGGAAUGUACAUUUGCUUUGGUGCGCAGGGAAAGUGGGUGUUACUGUAUUGCGUGAGCUGCGAUUACUAGGUUGAUUUAUAAAUAA